GUUGAGAAAAUAACAGAGGAAAAAAUUGGAUAUAAACGAUAACUGAAAACCCUUUACAAAAUUUGUAUGCUGAGGUUGUACCACAAGAGAAACAUAUAUUUAACGUUUAAAAAAGAGUAGUUGAGCUUUUAUAGCUCAUAGUACCUUGUCGUCAAGUUGUUUACUUUAAAACAAUACAUUUUAAAGAGAAAAAACAAAUAAUACUUUGGCAGCCGAAUGCUGCAGUAUAGGGACUAAAAAUAACCGUUUCAUUCAUUAACCGGAUUCGUUCGUAAAAGUACACACCGAAAGGGUCCUGCUCAUUUUAUUAUGUCGUCAGAAAGCUUUCAAAGAAGACUCGCUCAACAUACAAAUGCUCUUAAUGCCUCUAUAGAUGGAGCUACGCAAACGCUUUUGUCUCGGUUUCAGGAUAUUGCAGACAUUGCAAUGAACCAAGGAAAGGAUAAAAAUAUAGUAUCAUCAGAAGUAUAUCAAAUUGAGUGUCAUACGCUUUCAAUGAUCCGCGCUGUGGAACAGCUACUGGAUAUCUCAAGACAAUUGAAAUCGUUCUGGUUAUGCAAUUCAUCAUCUACUACCGUACCAAGUUUAGACUUCAACGAAACGAAUUUAGACCUACUAAAGUCAAAGAUGACUUCACUUCAAAAUAUCGGGCUUGAUGUAAAAAGCUCCUUGACUAACGGCAUGCAUGAACCAGAAGAAAUGAAAAAUGACCUCGCAAGUUAAAAGCUUGUUUAUAUAUUCUCACUUGCUUUCCGACUGUUCUUUACAGAAAUGGUUUACUUUAAAAGUAAUUACUACUAUAACCUUGUUUUCAUUAUAAAAAUUUUGGCUGACUUCUAGUCUCUAAGUGAUAUUUAUU
Schizosaccharomyces octosporus yFS286 is the source of this 859-nucleotide messenger RNA. RefSeq names its product mediator complex subunit Srb6. The coding region runs from base 310 to 723 and encodes 137 amino acids. The record is from RefSeq and is a predicted model, not a curated record. Gene Ontology annotation, molecular function: transcription coregulator activity. Gene Ontology annotation, cellular component: mediator complex. Gene Ontology annotation, biological process: regulation of transcription by RNA polymerase II. The transcript has a single exon. NCBI's taxonomy places the organism in Eukaryota, Fungi, Ascomycota, Schizosaccharomycetes, Schizosaccharomycetales, Schizosaccharomycetaceae.